Molecule: messenger RNA, 1742 nt
Organism: Sphaeramia orbicularis (orbiculate cardinalfish)
Lineage: Eukaryota; Metazoa; Chordata; Actinopteri; Kurtiformes; Apogonidae
Product: probable G-protein coupled receptor 21
Exons: 1
Coding region: 423-1496 (357 amino acids)
Biological process (GO): G protein-coupled receptor signaling pathway
Cellular component (GO): membrane
Molecular function (GO): G protein-coupled receptor activity
Source: RefSeq, a predicted model, not a curated record
AAACAUCCUUAAAAUUCACUGACUCCGGCUGUUGUUUUUUUUUCCAUUUUCAGUCUGAGGGAGCCACAUUUAUUUCGGUGAUUUUUGAUGUAGCAUGACUGUGUUAGCAACAGGUUUACUGUUCCGGAGUUUCAUCUGCGGAAAAAACUUCCCAGACAUUUUCCAAAACAGUAACACAAUGCUGCAUUUGUUCUACUUUUUGUUUUACCAGACGUGUGUGACGUAGUCUGGGGCAAAACCUUCUUCAGUCCGUGAAGCGUUUGGUUCCAGCCCCUCAAAUUUGGUCGAUUACCUGAAAUUGCGGCAACUUUGCGUCUCUAGAAGUGUUGGUAAAGAGGCUUUGUAGGAUGCCGGCUGCCUCUAGCUGAGCUUCCUCCUCCUCCUCCUCCUCCUCUUCCUCCUCUUCCUCCUCCAGUCCAAACAUGAACUCUUCUUCCAAUGUGAACCAAAGCAGCGGCGCCGCCACCUUUUGCCUGCUGGGCGCUGUGGGCUACUCCCACAGCCUGGAUACCUGCGUGCUGGAGGUGGUCGUCAUCCUCUUCCUCACCGUCCUCAUCAUCAGCGGUAACCUGGUGGUGAUCUUUGUCUUCCACUGCGCCCCCCUGCUGCACCACCACACCACCAGCCACUUCAUCCAGACCAUGGCCUACGCCGACCUGCUGGUGGGUGUCAGCUGCCUGGUGCCGUCGCUCUUCCUGCUUCACUACCUCCGAGACCUCAACGAGGAACUCACCUGCAAAGUUUUCGGCUACAUGGUGUCCGUGUUGAAGAGCGUCUCCAUGGCGUCGCUGGCGUGCAUCAGCGUCGACCGCUACAUCGCCAUUACCCGCCCGUUGUCGUACUCCACCUUGGUGACCGCGUGCCGCCUGCGGGUGUGCAUCGUCUUGAUCUGGGUUUACUCCGCCCUCAUCUUCCUGCCGUCCUUCUUCGGCUGGGGGAAACCGGGUUACCACGGCGACAUAUUCCAAUGGUGCGCCGACUCUUGGAAGACCAGUCCCGGUUUCAGCACCUUCAUCGUGGCCGUGCUGUACGCCCCGGCGGCGCUCACCGUCUGCUUCACCUACGGGAGUAUUUUCCGGAUCUGUCGACAGCACACCAGGGAGAUCACGCAGCGACACGCCCGCUUCAGCUCGCAACUGGACGGCGAGAAAGGCGAGCGAGGGGAGCGCUGCGAGGGCUGUCCGGACAAGCGCUACGCCAUGGUUCUGUUCCGCAUCACCAGCGUCUUCUACGUGCUGUGGAUGCCGUACAUCCUCUACUUCCUCCUUGAGAGCGCCGGGCUGUACCAACACAAGGUGGCGUCCUUCCUCACCACGUGGCUGGCAAUCAGCAACAGCUUCUGCAACUGCCUCAUCUACAGCCUGUCCAACAGCGUCUUCCGGAAAGGUCUGGGUCGCCUCUUCAGCCCAUUGUUCCCUUCGUGUCUGAGCUGCACGGACGCUAAAAAGGCCCUGGUGCCCGUCAGCCCCCGACCGGAUUCACGAUGCCAAGUAUGAGCGCUGUCCGCCAUGGAUUUGUUUGGUCGCUUUAGGAGUGCUUUACCGUCGGAUGCAUCGCACACGUCACAGGGGUUUUUGUCCCGCAACGACAUGCGUUGAGGACCCCUGCAGGACGGCGCAAGGAAGGCGCCCGUUGGUCGACUUGGAGGUUGAUUCAUGGAAACGAGGCUGAAGUUCCCUCUGGUUUUUCACAAAUGAAGCUGUGAAGCAGUGACGACGCAGUCACUGAGCCACGUAAUUGGG